This is a messenger RNA of Empidonax traillii (willow flycatcher), 2985 nucleotides long. It is a transcript of the gene ARK2C, whose product is annotated as ring finger protein 165. The record is from RefSeq and is a predicted model, not a curated record. Gene Ontology annotation, molecular function: ubiquitin protein ligase activity; zinc ion binding. Bases 5 to 1141 code for a protein of 378 amino acids. The transcript has 9 exons. Gene Ontology annotation, biological process: positive regulation of BMP signaling pathway; motor neuron axon guidance. NCBI's taxonomy places the organism in Eukaryota, Metazoa, Chordata, Aves, Passeriformes, Tyrannidae.
CAGCAUGGUCCUGGUGCACGUCGGAUACCUGGUGCUGCCCGUCUUCGGCUCCGUGCGCAACAGAGGUGCUCCCUUUCAAAGGUCUCAGCAUCCCCAUGCUACCUCCUGCCGGCAUUUCCACCUGGGUCCCCAGCCUCAGCUCUCCGCCGACUUCACCCUGCCUCACGCAGUGCAGCCCCAGCCGGGGCUGACCCCUCACAUGGCCCCUGCACACCAGCACAGUGGCCCCCUGCACCAGCCCCUGGCCCCAGUGCCACCCCUGCCCUUCCAGGACGUCGCUGGACCCUCCUUCCUACCUCAGGCGCUACACCAGCAAUACCUCCUCCAGCAGCAGCUCCUCGAGGCACAGCACCGCCGGCUCAUGCCCCAUCCCAGGCGGGCUCAAGAGCGCAUGUCUGUCCAGCCUCACCGCCUACACCCCAGCUUCGACUUCAGCCACCAACUGCAGACUCCACAACCCAUGGGGCCCCAGCCCAGGUAUUUAGCAGAAGGCACGGACUGGGACCUCAGUGUCGACGCGGGACUGACUCAUGCCCAGUUCCAGGUCCGGCCCGUCCCUCAGCCAUAUCAGCAUUACUUGGCCACGCCUCGGAUGCACCACUUCCCCAGAAGCACAUCCUCAACGCAGAUGGUUGUUCAUGAAAUCAGAAAUUACCCUUACCCUCAGCUUCAGUUGCUUGCUCUUCAGGGACUGAACCCAAGCAGGCACACAUCUGCUGUGCGGGAGAGCUACGAAGAGCUGCUGCAGCUGGAGGACAGGCUGGGCAGUGUGAGCCGGGGUGCUGUCCAGAACACCAUUGAGAGAUUCACCUUCCCCCACAAGUACAAGAAGGCUAGGAAGCUGCGGGCCAAAUUUUCAAAGGGGUCUCAGCCUUCUCCCACCCAGCGGGUGCAAUUCCCCCCCUGUCCGCACCUGAGAAGACCACAGGAAGGCAAAGCUGAGCAAGACGACGGAGAGGAGUCAGACACUGAUGAGAAAUGCACAAUCUGUCUGUCCAUGCUCGAAGACGGAGAAGACGUCAGGCGGUUGCCCUGUAUGCAUCUCUUCCACCAAGUGUGCGUGGACCAGUGGCUGGCCACCAGCAAGAAGUGCCCGAUCUGCAGGGUGGACAUUGAAACACAGCUCGGCUCGGACAGCUGAAAGGACUGGCUGGACACACCAUUUUCCUUACCAGGUCGUAUGGCCAUAAACCCUUGCAGCAAAAUUUUUUGCCUUCUGAGCCAUUUGAUUGAGAGGGGAAGUCUGCAGGCACGUUAGUGAGGAGGAGGAGGUGGUGGUACAAUAUCUAGCAGUAGGAGAUAUUGCACAUACGCAGGAUACAGGCCCAGUGAGAGGGAGCUGGCAUUCCCGGAGCUCAGAGACCCCGUGCUGCAGAAGAUUUAGUGUUGAACAUGAAGGAACUAGUUGUGGUAGCCUGGCCUGUCAAUCCUGCACUUCAUGGGGAUUGUAUAUAUACCUCUUGAAUAUGUAGAAACAUGUUAGGGGUCCUUUAGCUAUUUCUAUGGAUGGCAGCUGGAGCAUGUUAGCUUAAGAAAUGUUGUGUUUGAUGCCCUACUCAUCUUGUGGUGGACAUGUUGCUGUUACCUAUUUUGCACCAAAUAUUUUUUCAUAGAUUCCUUAUUUUGGUGCCUGAUUAAUACAUUGCAGAGGGGGGAAUAAAGAGGUCAAACUUUCCCACCCUUGGGGUGGGGAAAGAGGAGAAAAAGCAAAAUCCUGUUUACAGUCAGAAGGGUUUGCGCUCUUUGCCUCAGCCGCGUGUGCUUCUUUCCCUUGCAUUUACAGUGUGUUGCAAAUUUAGAGAAGCUUAAAAAAAUAAAAAUUGGGGAUAAAACGAGCGAAGCAAUAGGGAGAAGCUUCGUUCCUGCUUGUCUGCUGGUGCUGGACACUUUCUGUAGGGGCAUAAUAUUGGACUAGAUGCUGUUUCUUUGCUUUCUGUAUCUUUAACAAAGUAGCUUUUCAUAUCAAAAUCCAAGGAAGAUCUGUCUAUUUGAUUGCCAUUGUCUGUGAUGCUUUCUCCUGUGAGCUGUGUGACUGGUUGGCCUCACCAGCACUGCUCCAAAAUGAUGGUUACUGGAGUGGGUGCCUACAGCUGUGCCUCGGGGUAUAAUAACACCAGAGAGGUGCCGAGAGGUGCAAAACGUCGACUCUUCUCCUGCGCAAAAGCAUCUCUGAUAACAGGACAGAAGAAAACUCGAUGCUCACAAAGCACUGCUGAGGCCAUGAGCACAUGGGCGUGGGAGGGGGAGGGAGGCUGGAAGUGGGGUUGCUGCUUUUUUGGAGGUUUUGCUGCUGGGUUGUGACCUGCCUCAAAGAACACGUACCUGCACCCAUGUGAGCUUGUGUACAUGUUUCAGGCCAUAUCCACACGGAGUAAUCAGUGGUUGUUAAAACACAGCUUAAUCACAUUAACACUCAAAACAGGAUUAAGAGGUAAUACCCGAAGGAGUGAGCUGUUGUGAUCCAUGCUCCCCCUGGAAAAAAAAAAACACCUCAGCACGCCAACCACAGGGACCGAGUGGAAAACCCUCUGGAAAAAAAAAUGACAUUCGCAACCAAAACAUUCCUUUUCUUUCCUUUUUUUUUUUUUUUUUUUCUUUAUUUAAAUUUCAUACUAGGGGAGUGAAAGAGCUGCAGAGGAGCAGCAGGGGAAUUAGUCAGGAACAUUAUGUAUUGAAAAUUCUGAUGUGGUGGGAACGAUUUCUGGCUCCCCUGAGCAUCCGUUUUGCUGGAGCCAAGUGAUGCUCUCCAAGUAGAAUCAAUCAUGAACUGCUAUCUGAGAAAUCAGAAGAUUCCCAAGAGCUGUAAUUGGAAAACACCAACCUCAGAGGCACCACAGAGAUAUUUUUUUUUUUUCUUUUUCCCAAGGGAAGAGGGGAAAGAAAGGGGGAAUCCCCAUGGACGUGAAGGUGCAAGAGCUUCUCUCUUCGUGUGUCCAUGUAGGUAGGAUGGAGGGGAGUGGGACAGUUGAUGGGAUAUAGGGAAAA